GGCCGGGGCCCCGCCGCCUCCGGCCCGCCCGGCCCCGCUCCCGGGCCAUGCGGCCUCGGCCCCGCCGGCGCCCGCCGCGCACCCGGGGAGAUGCGGCUCCGCAAUGGCCCCUUCCUGACGCUGCUGCUCCUCUGCCUGUGCGCCCUCCUCUCGCUGUCCUGGUACGCGGCCCUCGGCGGCCAGAAAGGUGACGUGGUGGACGUGUACCAGCGCGAGUUCCUGGCUCUGCGCGACCGGCUGCACGCCGCCGAGCAGGAGAGCCUCAAGCGCUCCAAGGAGCUCAACCUGGUGCUGGACGAGAUCAAGAGGGCCGUGUCCGAGAGGCAGGCGCUGCGGGACCGCGACAGCAACCGCACGUGGGCCAGGCUCACCGAGGACCCGCGCCUGAAGCCGUGGAACGCCUCGCAGAAACAUGUGCUGCACUUGCCUUCGGUCUUCCACCACCUGCCGCACCUGCUGGCCAAGGAGAGCAGCCUGCAGCCGGCCGUGCGCCUGGGCCAGGGCCGCACCGGAGUGUCGGUGGUGAUGGGCAUCCCCAGCGUGCGGCGCGAGGUCCACUCCUACCUGACGGACACGCUGCACUCGCUCAUCUCGGAACUGAGCCCGCAGGAGAAGGAGGACUCGGUCAUCGUGGUGCUGAUUGCUGAGACUGACCCGCAGUACACCGCGGUGGUGACGGAGAACAUCAAGGCCUUGUUCCCCACAGAGAUCCAUUCCGGGCUCCUGGAGGUCAUCGCCCCUUCCCCACACUUCUACCCUGACUUCUCCCGGCUCCGCGAGUCCUUUGGGGACCCCAAGGAGAGAGUCAGGUGGAGGACCAAACAGAACCUCGAUUACUGCUUCCUCAUGAUGUACGCGCAGUCCAAAGGCAUCUACUACGUCCAGCUGGAGGACGACAUCGUGGCCAAGCCCAACUACCUGAGCACCAUGAAGAACUUCGCUCUGCAGCAGCCGUCCGAGGACUGGAUGAUCCUGGAGUUCUCCCAGCUGGGCUUCAUUGGGAAGAUGUUCAAGUCACUGGACCUGAGCCUGAUUGUGGAGUUCAUCCUCAUGUUCUACCGGGACAAGCCCAUCGACUGGCUCCUGGACCACAUCCUGUGGGUGAAGGUCUGCAACCCGGAGAAGGACGCGGUGAGCAGGGCUGCAGAGGCGGCCGGGCGGUGGACAGGCACCUCCAGCGGGGACUGUCUGCGGAAGCACUGUGACCGGCAGAAGGCCAACCUCCGCAUCCGCUUCAAGCCGUCCCUCUUCCAGCACGUGGGCACGCACUCCUCGCUGGCGGGCAAGAUUCAGAAGCUGAAGGACAAGGACUUCGGGAAGCAGGCGCUUCGGAAGGAGCACAUGAACCCCCCGGCCGAAGUGAGCACGAGCCUCAAAACGUACCAGCACUUCACCCUGGAGAAGGCCUACCUGCGCGAGGACUUCUUCUGGGCCUUCACACCCGCUGCCGGGGACUUCAUCCGCUUCCGCUUCUUCCAGCCGCUGCGCCUGGAGCGCGUGCCUGGCAGCCCCGCCUGCAGGGCUCACAGGCCUGCCGGCCGCAGGUUCUUCUUCCGCAGCGGGAACAUCGAGCACCCGGAGGACAAGCUCUUCAACACGUCCGUGGAGGUGCUGCCCUUCGACAACCCCCAGUCAGACAAGGAGGCCCUGCAGGAGGGCCGCUCAACCACCCUCCGGUACCCGCGGAGCCCCGAUGGCUACCUCCAGAUAGGCUCCUUCUCCAAAGGCGUGGCCGAGGGCGAGGUGGACCCGGCCUUCGGGCCCCUGGAAGCACUGCGCCUCUCCAUCCAGACAGACUCGCCCGUGUGGGUCAUUCUGAGCGAGAUCUUCCUGAAGAAGGCGGACUGAGGAGGACUUCUGAGGACUGGCCCCCGACGCCAGGAGACCAGGAUGUCUUCGCUGCUGCCCCCAGGGCCAGAUGUGGCCCACCCGGCCUGAGGGUGCUCCUGGCACCUCUCAGCAGCUGGGGCUGCCGCUGGCGGGAGGCCCCAGGAGCUGGUGCUGCCCACCGCCCGGCCGCGGGAGGAGGUGGUGUCCCCACACUGUGCCUGAGGCCGGUCUGGCCGCCCCAACUGCUCGCAGCUGGCGGGGGGCUGGAGCCAGGCCGAUGUAGAAGAGCUUUUCCUGGGCGCUCUCUGGCGCGAACACUGGAAUGCAUAUACUACUUACGUGCUGUGUUUUUUAUUCUUGGAUACAUUUGAUUUUUUUCACUUAAGUCCACAUAUACUUCUAUAAGAGCGUGACUUGUAAUAAAGGGUUAAUGAAG
Pipistrellus kuhlii (Kuhl's pipistrelle) is the source of this 2266-nucleotide messenger RNA. RefSeq names its product alpha-1,3-mannosyl-glycoprotein 4-beta-N-acetylglucosaminyltransferase B (gene MGAT4B). Gene Ontology annotation, biological process: protein N-linked glycosylation. Bases 91 to 1848 code for a protein of 585 amino acids. The transcript is spliced from 15 exons. Lineage: Eukaryota; Metazoa; Chordata; Mammalia; Chiroptera; Vespertilionidae. The record is from RefSeq and is a predicted model, not a curated record. Gene Ontology annotation, cellular component: endoplasmic reticulum-Golgi intermediate compartment; Golgi stack; endoplasmic reticulum. Gene Ontology annotation, molecular function: acetylglucosaminyltransferase activity.